Messenger RNA from Falco peregrinus (peregrine falcon), 3022 nucleotides. RefSeq names its product vasoactive intestinal polypeptide receptor-like. Gene Ontology annotation, cellular component: plasma membrane. Lineage: Eukaryota; Metazoa; Chordata; Aves; Falconiformes; Falconidae. Gene Ontology annotation, biological process: cell surface receptor signaling pathway; adenylate cyclase-modulating G protein-coupled receptor signaling pathway. Gene Ontology annotation, molecular function: vasoactive intestinal polypeptide receptor activity; G protein-coupled peptide receptor activity; peptide hormone binding. The coding region runs from base 1 to 1368 and encodes 455 amino acids. The transcript has 14 exons. The record is from RefSeq and is a predicted model, not a curated record.
AUGGAUGAUAAACAAGGAGCAGGGAGGACCUGGCUGCUGCUGCGGAGGAUGCUAAGUUUGUGCUGUCUGCUGCUGCCGCUGGUUGCGGGAAUCCAUCCGGAAUGCAAGAUAUUCCAGCAGGUGGUCAAAGAGGAGGCUUUGUGCUUAGAAAAGAAUGAAUCUGUUUCACCUGAUCUGAAAGGAUGCACCAGAGAUUGGGAUGGGCUAACCUGCUGGCCCAGAGCCACUUUUGGGGAAGUGGUUAAAGUGCCCUGUCCAAGAUUUUUUGAAGAAAUCACCAAUAUCCACGGCUUCCUUCAGAGAAACUGUACACAGGAGGCAUAUUGGUCAGAACCAUUCCCACCGUACACUGUUGCCUGUGGAUUUGAUGAAGGUUCCAGCAAAGGGCCUGAGGAACAGAAAUCAUAUUAUUCUGCAUUUUGGCGUGUCUACACUGCUGGCUAUGCAGCAUCAGUGACCUCACUCACUACAGCUCUAAUUGUCUUUGCUGCCUUCAGAAAAUUCCACUGUACACGGAAUUACAUCCAUAUGCACCUGUUUGUCUCCUUUAUCUUGAAAGCAAUUGCUGUUUUCACCAAAGAUGCUGUUUUGUUUGCAGAUGAAACUAUGGACCACUGCCUAAUGUCAACGGUUGCUUGUAAAGCUGCUGUGGCAUUCUUCCAGUUUAGCAUUUUAGCCAAUUUCUUCUGGCUUCUUAUAGAAGGGAUAUACCUGCAAACAUUGCUUCUGCUGACCUUUGUUUCGGACAAGCAGUAUGUAUGCUGGUUCAUAUUUACUGGCUGGGGAGCUCCCACUGCUGUGAUGUUUGCUUGGGUCCUCACAAGAAUCCAUCAACAAAAUACUGGAUGUUGGGACGAUGAUGAACAUGGAGUGGUGCUAUGGAUCAUCAAAGGCCCCAUCCUGCUGACUGUAUUAAUUAAUUUUAUUAUCUUUAUUAAUGUGAUCAGAAUUCUAGUCCAUAAAUUGAAAUCUCAAGAGGGAGGAGGGAGCCAUUCAAGCCACUUUGUGAGACUUGCUAAAUCCACAUUACUCUUAAUUCCCCUCUUUGGAGUGCACUACAUCGUAUUUGCAUUUUUCCCAGAAAGCACCGGCCUGGAAGCUCGCCUUUAUAUUGAGCUGGGCUUGGGUUCUUUCCAGGGUUUUGUUGUCGCUCUUCUAUAUUGCUUCUCAAAUGCAGAGGUUCAAAGUGAACUGAAGAAACAGCUGUGCAGAUGGCAGUAUCAAGAAUACCUGAACUUCACACACAAACAUGGGACUUUGUCCAGAGAAAACAGCCCAGUCAACUAUGUCACCCAGUUGUCACUGCUUGAAAAACUUAGUCCAAAAAGGAAAAUAUCUGUGUGCCAGAAUGGUGUAACUUCUGUCUGAGACUUUCUAGCAGGAGGAGUUGUUGUGACAUUGUAACAUACUACCUAAAAGAUGGGCAACUUGGAUCCUUUACAGCUUUCCAUGGUGUCAAGAGCUUUCUGUGAAUUUCUUGUCUGAGCUGCUAUUCUCACCAGGUCCAGAUCAGUGUCACAACCCUGUCUCUCUCUCCCCUUAAGCAUAUAAAAUCCAUUUAUUUUGUGGUAAAAAGCCAGACUCUAAGCUAGUGUGGAUCAACAGGUUAGCACCCAAAAGAGAGGAACUACAUUAACUUCUCCGGGCCCAGCAUGUUUGUGUUUCCCAAAAUUUCCAAUUUUCAAGAGCAUUAUUCCUAAUCUUCAUUUGAAACAGUGGCGAUACCAUUACUUUUCUAUAGUGAUUGGUGUCAUUUUACUACCUGUUUUGAGAAAACAUGAGCCAGUUUGGUGGGAAUUACACACAGAAACUUGCUAAGCACCUACCUAUGGAGCAGCAACCUCCUUCAACAGGAAUCUCAAGGUGUCUCAAGGGUGACACAAGAAGAGAACAAAUUACAUUAUCUGCUAGGAUUUUUUUCUUCCAUGCCUGUUGAACAGAGAGAUUAAAUUAGGCCAGAGGACCACAAACCUUCUCUUCCCUGUGGAAAAACAUGGAGUAGCUGAACAUUAGGCAGAUUAUGUGCAUAUGGAGGAAGAAAUUAGAGCAAACCCAAUACAGUGUGCCAGCCUGGCUACCUUGAGCUCAGAAUUUAUUUUAUUCUAAAUUACUCAAAAUUCAAGUUUUUAAUUGAAAUAAAAAAUAAUUUAUCUCAGUGCCCAGAUGCUGGCCCUUGCCUAGCUGGAAUAGACCUUCUGCCACCCUAAUCUUGAAGACUGGCUGGAUCCAUCAAAAUACACAAUUAAAUUGUGCUUUUUUGGAGACUUCCCUUUGAGGACUAACCUGCUGUGAUUGUCUCAGUCCUGCCCAUCUUCUCUCAGCUCAUUAUCACACUACUCAGUGAUGUUCCUGGGGUCAGAAUUACCAACACAGCAGGGUGGUCUAGUGACGCAAAGUAUGGUCUAGUAAACCAGAGUGAACCGAUGUUGUGCUUGCAUUGCUUCUUUGGGUGGCUGCCUUCUUUAUUCAGGACCGAGCUGGACUCUUACCUCAAACCCUCCAAAAGUAUAGACAGGGCACGCAAGGUACACUAGACAUAGCUACGGUUCCUUUCAAGAUAGGACCAUUCCCAGGACAACCAGCAUUCAGGCUUGAAAGCGCUGCUAGAGACUGUGGCCACUGAAGUACAUGUUGGCUUUCUGUGAACUGCAGUUUGAGUUUGGCUUCAAAAACUAGGGCUCCAGCCCCUCAUUUUACUCUGCUCUUGGUUAAUUUAGGUAAGGAGACAGUUCACAGAAACCUCUUUGUUGAUUUUAGGUGCUUCAUCUCUAGUUCCAUUACUAGAGCAGAGACUAAUUGUCCAGAUUUCUAUACGAUUCAGAUUAGUCCUUUAUUAAUUAGGCAUUUAACCAUCUGUCCCAAUGAAUUAGAUGCCCUCUAUAAGGCAUUACUUUGUCUAUUCUGACCUCCUUAUAAUUUUUCCUGUAGAAAUGACCUUUGCUCUUGUGUUGAAUUUGUUGCCUAGCAUAGUGAUGUGAACACAUUUGUAUGAUGUAUAUCUAUAAAAUGUGAGUGAUAAUUA